GUGACCAUACCAUCAACCACGCCCUCUCAGCUGUUGAGAUUCGUUCUCAACCUUCAGUUUCGCUCUCAUUGUUUAUUUACCUAGCAUUAGAAUUAGCAUUUGCACAGUCUCUGUUUGUGUAACAAACGUAGAAGCCUAUUUAUUAUUUCAAAGGAACCACGAUGGAGGACAGCUCACGAAGUUCGAGGGACGAUGACCAAUCAAAAGAGCUCGUGUCGGAGGAGGAACGAGAAGAGGAUGAUGACGAGUUCUUUAUCUUGAGGAAGAGGUUGAAAUUUCAGGACAUAUCAACUGAAUUUGCGGUCUUUGACUGGCAAAAUCACAAGUCGCAGUGGUCCAGGGAUACUACGUUGCUACUGUGGAAGGCUGAUGGAUCAGAUUGCACAUUCCUCGUCGGCAGUGGCAGACACGACAAAAAAGAGGUAAUAAAAUGCCACCGAAUAGUGCUAUCGUAUGCCAGCAACGUUUUUGCCUCCAUGCUGUACGGACCGCUUUCUGGAAACGAAGAGGUCAUAGAGGUGCCAGACAUUGAACGAGACACCUUCAAACUAAUGACUAAUUUCUUUUACACUGAUAAACUAGAGCCAUCCGGAGUAGACUCUGGACUCGCCCUCCUCUACGCUGCUCAAAAGUACCUGCUUACCAACCUGCAGCAGGAAUGUUACCUGUACCUGAUGGACAAUCUCCGGCCAGAUAACAUUCUCAAGUGCUACGAGUUUGCAGACGAAAUCGGCUACAGCAACCUGAAAGACACUUGUUUCAAGGUCGUUUGCGACAGCUGCGAGACAAUUUUGUGCCAUCCCUCGUUCGAGGACAUCAAGUUCUCUACCCUGGCGGCCAUCGCCAAUGAGGACAACCUCAACCUGGACAGCGAGGCUAAUUUAAUUGCGGCGGCGUUCCGCUGGGCCGAGAAGGAGGCGAGCCGCAAGAAGAGGAACAUCGAGCCGCUGCAGCUGCGCAACGUGCUCGGCUCCAUCCUGCCGAAGUUCCGCUUUCUCACCAUGAGUCCGGACGACUUCACCGAGCGCUUCAUUCACGUCAACUACUUCACGCUGGAGGAGAAGAACUCACUUCUAGUCAACAUAAUUAGCAGGGACAAACUGCCCAUGCCGAGGGGCUUCUCGGAGAGCGACAAGACGCGCAAGGCCAAGUUCUUGAAAAAGCCAAAGUUUUGCUUUUUUGACGGCAUCACAAACGCGCCGACGGGCGAGAUGCUCUUCCACAGCUCGGACUGCGACUUGAACAGACUCGAGUGCGUCAUCAAGUUCUCGUGUGACAAAGGCGUGCGUCUGAUCGGCGUCUCCCUGCCUGAGAGAGUGUCUGGCAACGACAAAGUCAUUUACGACUGGGACAACGACGACGAGUUCUACAUGGAGGACGUGGAAAUUGUAAUUCAUGCUGAAAACCACCAUUUGCUGCACCAAGAGGUGUACAAAGAGAAGGUCCAGCGUCCUGGAAUCAACAGAUUCAACUUUAGUCAUCCAAUUGUGAUUGAUGCCGGAAAGGUGUACAAAAUGAGCGUGACUUUCAACGAGAGCGGAUGCUACACCAACUCGGAGCAAAUGUGCGAAGUGUACCAGGGCUAUGACAUUUCCUUAAGGAACACGGCGACCAGCAAGAGGCUGCAGCUCGUCAAGGCAUUGCACUAUUCCUUGUUUUAACCAACCCUCCUGAAUUUAUUCCCAUGUUGCCAUGCCAGUUGAAAAGGGAGUCCCUGAUCAGCUUGUUUUCAUUUAUGGGAAAGUGAUACAAAGUUUGAGCCCCUUGAGGAAGAGAGAAUCUCCAGUUCUUGUGUUUUCUAAAAAAGACUGAAAUCCCAUGAUAAGAUUUGUUUUAUACAGUAAUAAUAAGAUCGUUUUAUAAUGAAUAAAAAAUCAUUGU
Molecule: messenger RNA, 1881 nt
Organism: Cloeon dipterum
Lineage: Eukaryota; Metazoa; Arthropoda; Insecta; Ephemeroptera; Baetidae
Product: BTB/POZ domain-containing protein 2-like
Exons: 7
Coding region: 162-1661 (499 amino acids)
Biological process (GO): neurogenesis
Cellular component (GO): cytosol
Molecular function (GO): protein binding
Source: RefSeq, a predicted model, not a curated record